This is a messenger RNA of Panicum hallii, 2880 nucleotides long. Its product is annotated as achilleol B synthase-like. The coding region runs from base 351 to 2642 and encodes 763 amino acids. The record is from RefSeq and is a predicted model, not a curated record. Gene Ontology annotation, molecular function: intramolecular transferase activity. Lineage: Eukaryota; Viridiplantae; Streptophyta; Magnoliopsida; Poales; Poaceae. The transcript has 18 exons. Gene Ontology annotation, biological process: triterpenoid biosynthetic process. Gene Ontology annotation, cellular component: lipid droplet.
AGCCACACGCCUACUACAGUACCGGCGCUGCUGCUUCUCGCUAGCAUUGCUCGUUCACGAGGUGCUCGAUCGAUCGCAUUUGAAGUUUACUCACUGCUCCCUUUUCUUUCUUUCAUUCUUUUUUUCUAUACCGCAUGCAGUACCCGGCGGCGUCGCAUUUGAAAUAGAUUCGAGUAAAGCUGCCAUUUUAUUUUUCCCCGAAAAUAUACCGGUAAUUAGAGUCUUUACGAUCGAGAUCGAUGUGUUCCGAAAGCGUUCUCGAUCGCCGUCCAUGCUGUACGCUUAUGGUUUCACUUUGCUGCUACCUAUGGUCGGUUUGAGAUGAUGCACGUGCAGUGUAACUGUGCAGCAUGUGGAGGCUGAAGGUGGCGGAGGGCGGCGGCCCGUGGCUGCGGUCGACCAACGGCUUCCUGGGGCGGGCGGUGUGGGAGUUCGACCCCGACGCCGGCACGCCGGAGGAGCGCGCCGAGGUGGAGAGGCUGCGCCGGGAGUUCGCCGACCACCGCUUCCAGAGGAAAGAGUCCGCCGACCUCCUCAUGCGCAUGCAGUGUGCAAAGCAAAGCAGCCACCAACGACGGAAUCUUCCACGCAUCAAACUUCAGAAGGAUGAGCCAGUCACUGAAGAAAUUGCACUGAACUCCUUGAGGCGAGCUCUAGAUGAGUUCUCUUCACUGCAAGCCAGUGAUGGGCACUGGCCCGGUGAUUUCAGCGGGAUCAUGUUCAUAAUGCCCAGCUUGAUAUUUGCUUUGCACGUCACUAAUUCAUUGAACGUUGUCGUGUCACUGGAACAUCGGCGAGAGAUAUGCCGCUACAUCUACAAUCAUCAGAAUGAAGAUGGUGGAUGGGGCACACUUAUCUUGGGCUCAAGCAGCAUGUUUGGAACAUGCUCAAACUACAUCACCUUGAGGCUUCUCGGUGAGGAACCAAAUGAUGAGAACAGUGCAUUGGCUAAAGGGCGUGCUUGGAUUUUAUCCCAUGGUGGUGCAACUUUAGUGCCCCAAUGGGGAAAGAUAUGGCUUUCGAUACUUGGAGUGUAUGAUUGGUCUGGAAAUAAUCCAAUUUUCCCUGAACUAUGGUUGGCUCCCAAGUUUCUGCCAUUUCAUCCAGGGAAGUUCUGGUGUUUAACCCGUAUGGUGUAUCUGCCAAUGGCUUAUCUUUACGGCAAGAAAUUUGUUGGACCAAUUACACCAACUAUACUGGCACUAAGAGAGGAGAUUUAUAGCACUUGGUAUGUAAAUAUUGACUGGAGCAAGGCCCGUAACGCCUGUGCAAAGGAGGAUCUCCUUUGUCCACGUACAGACUUGCAGAAUGCUGUUUGGACCGCACUCUACAGGUGUGUGGAACCAGUGUUGAGCAGUUGGCCUGUCAACAAGCUGAGAGACAGAGCCCUGGACAACCUCAUGGAGCAUAUACAUUAUGAAGAUGAGAGCACUCAGUAUGUUUGCAUAUGCUCUGUGAACAAGGCUCUAAACAUGGUCUGCUGCUGGGUAGAAAAUCCAAAUUCAAGUGCAUUCAAGCGUCACCUUGCAAGGAUACCUGAUUUCUUGUGGCUUUCAGAAGAUGGCAUGAAGGCACAGGUAUAUGAUGGCUGUCAGAGCUGGGAGACAGCAUUCAUAAUUCAAGCAUUUUGUGCUACAGAUCUUGUCAACGAGUAUAUUCCAACUAUGCAGAGAGCCUAUGAGUUCAUGAAACAUUCGCAGGUUAUGAGGAAUCAUCCUGGUGACCAAAGUUAUUGGCAUCGCCAUAGAUCAAAGGGAUCAUGGACUCUUUCAUCUGCAGACAACGGAUGGGCUGUGUCUGACACUACAGGAGAAGCUCUUAAGGCUGUACUUUUGCUGUCAAAUAUUGCAAGCAACCAUAUUGGUGAUCCGAUAGAAAAAGAAAGGUUGCAUGAUGCUGCCGAUUGCCUUUUAUCUUUUGUGAACAAAGAUGGUACCUUUUCUACAUACGAGUGCAAAAGAACUUCUUCUUGGAUAGAGAUUCUAAAUCCUUGUGAGAGUUUUCCCAAUAUAGUCGUCGAUUAUCCUUACCCAGAAUGCACUUCCUCUGUGAUUCAAGCUCUGAUACUGUUCAAAGAGUUAUACCCUAGUUAUCGUACAGAAGAGAUCAAUGAAUCUAUCAGAAAGGCAGCAAUAUUUAUUGAGAGCAGACAAAAGGAAGAUGGAUCAUGGUUAGGCACUUGGGGUGUAUGUUUUACCUAUGGGGCCUUCUUUUCGAUUAAAGGUUUAGUGGCUUCUGGAAGAACAUAUGAGAACAGCUCUUCCAUCAGGAAAGCUUGCCAAUUUUUAUUGUCAAAGCAGCUCAGUACUGGUGGAUGGGGAGAAAGCCAUGUAUCUAAUGAAACUAAGGUUUAUGUGAACAUCGAAGGUAGCCACGCUCAUGCAGUAAAUACAGCUUGGGCGAUGCUGGCUUUAAUUUAUGCUGAACAGUUUGAACGAGAUCCAACACCACUGCAUCAUGCUGCAAAAGAAUUGAUCAAUAUGCAGUUGGAGACAGGAGAGUUUCCCCAACAAGAACAUGUCGGAUGCUUCAACUGCUCCCUUUUCUUCAAUUACCCAAACUACCGCAACAUAUUCCCCAUUUGGGCUCUUGGGGAAUAUCAUCGCUGUCUUCGUGCAAACAAGAGUAAUGGGUCCAUGUGAGCUAUGAUCAUAUGAACUAGACCAGAUGUGAGGCUGUAAAACUGUUUUUUUUUUGAAAGACCUGGACAGAUUGUCCAGCAUUCAUUAAUAAGAAGUAAAGCUGCUUCCAUGUAUCAGUGUAUCACAUGCAUAAUGUGAGACUGUAAAGCUAGCUUGAUAUGCAUGAAUAUUGUUAUACCUAUCUGGUUGAGUUUCUUAUCUCUCUUGAAACACUUGCAAAGAUACGGCUUAUGUAGAA